Messenger RNA from Candidula unifasciata, 923 nucleotides. NCBI's taxonomy places the organism in Eukaryota, Metazoa, Mollusca, Gastropoda, Stylommatophora, Geomitridae. The record is from the annotation of a GenBank genome assembly.
ACGUUAAAGAGAAUGGCCACAAUCGACAUGACCAGAAAACACGGACAUUUCUUGACCCUAUCUCUGGUGGAGCUGAUGACAGUGUUAGCAGCUAUAGCCCCAGUGUUGCUUUCAAACCAGAUGAGAAUGAGCCACCCUUGCCAGGGAGGCCAACAUUGGCCAGAGGAUCGGUUACCCGGAGGAAAGUACCUCCCAUUCCUCUGUCCGCAGAAAGUUUUGACAGCAGUGAUAGUGCAUACACACCCUCUGAAGAAGGGAAGUCUUCUAUGAAUGGGUCAUUGAAAUCCAUCCGUAACAGUGCCACGAAGAAACGAGCAGAUAAGUUGUUUGAGAAAUUGGAGAAACAGAGUGUUCAGCAGAGCAUCACUGUGACUCCAGCAAGUAACGAACCACUGGAUGAGAGCGGAAUAUUUACUGCAUCGUCCCACACUGAUCAGAACAAAAAGAGCUUUGUAAAGAAGCCAGAUCAGAAAAUUUCUUAUGAAAGUUAUAAUAAUCUACAAGGCAGACGUGCCACUGCUGCCACGGAAACAGUUGAUGGUGUCAGAAAGGGGGCUGUAACUCACAUUGACUACAACCCAACCAGCGGAGUUACCUUCCGUGAAAACUACAACUCGGAUGUCCAAGUUGUGGGCAAGGGCUAUGCUGAGGACACAUCUGACAUGCCAGUCAAAGUGUCUCCAUCUUUUGCAGUUAGCCGACUGAAAGAGAGAAAGAGGUUGAACAGCAAAGGGAUGUUUGACACCUCUUCUAGUGCUGAUCCUAUGGCAGUUGUUGAUCAGUCUCCAGACACUCGGCUAAAGCUCAGAAAGAAUGACUUUAAAGCAGCACCAGCAGGUGUGGUGGGUGUGGCAAUGAGAAGUACAGUAGACCUGUCCAAUCUGGGCUCAGAAACCUCUGUGACAGAUGAGGAGUGGGAAGAU